Molecule: messenger RNA, 3861 nt
Organism: Hyposmocoma kahamanoa
Lineage: Eukaryota; Metazoa; Arthropoda; Insecta; Lepidoptera; Cosmopterigidae
Product: integrator complex subunit 3 homolog
Exons: 5
Coding region: 591-3128 (845 amino acids)
Source: RefSeq, a predicted model, not a curated record
ACUUCCAUUGCGACCAACUACGUCGCCGCGUCUCGUUGAUCGGCCGUUUGAUCGGCCGGCCUUCACUAAAUAAUACAAACUGCGCAAGCAAGCCACUUUUUAAAAGUAUACUUUGUAAUUUAAUUAACUACAUACACAAAUUCGUAAAAUUAUGUCUGUAAAGUGCAUUUAAUGAACUGUGUUAAUGCUAUGCAUUUAAACUUAAUUGUAUUCGUAGAUUUAAAAUAAUAAUUAGGUUAAAGAAACUUAAAACAUAAAAGCAAAAUUAUAAAAACUAAAUUUGAAGUGAAUUUUACGGUGUAGAAUAAAUUCUUAUACGAAGUGAAGGUAUUUUAACUUAAAAAUAAAUUAAAGUAUAUUUAAAAUUAAAAUGAGGUGUGUGAAGUGAAACACAACAUACAGACAGUGUAUUUGCAAUUAAUGUUUCAUUAGUGUACCUCGGUGAAGAUUAUCAGCGUUUUUAAACAUUUACGUGUUAUUUCUUAUGGACUGUGGAUAUUAUACCCUCUUUUAUAAGCGCUGGAGUUAAAAUUGAAGAAAAAAGCACUAACUCAAUUAUAGAAAACAACGACCAAUCCGCGAGAAUCAAAAUGGAUCCAGAUAACUUAGAACAGAAGAUUAUGCACCGUUUGGCUAGCUACGACAUAAGUAAACCCACUGAAGUUAUCCUUUCGUUUGAUGAGAGUGACGGUGAACAAAGCCCAAAUACUGAUUUUGACGAGAAUACUACCAACAAUCAUUUAUCUAAAGAUAUCAAAAUAAGUAAAGCAGUUUCCAAUAGUGAUAGCGAAACAUUAAGAAAUGAACUCAAAAGUAAUACACAAGAAUUAAAUGAUAUAUAUCCAAACACAAAAUUUAAGGAAGAAUAUGUCAAAGACAAAAAUCUGUCUAACGAAUCGGAAAAAUAUAACGAUCAUCCACCUACGAAAUUUCGGAAACUAUUGGUGGGAACUGAAACCGGUGAAGAGAAAGAAGUAAAUAAUUUAGAUAAGAAUCAUUUUUUAGACACUGAAAAAAUGAGGCAUUGUGAACUCAAUGCCAAAUUACCAGAAAGGAUUGUAAAAAUAGACACACAAAAAGUACGAGAACUAUGCAAUGCACAACCUCUACGAAAGACUAUGACACAAAAAUCACCGUCGUCUAUAAAUGGAACACAGGAAUUUGUUUAUAUAAACAAAUUGCUGCACAGGGUCUCCGAAAGUUUACUAUUUAUUAUAAAAGCAUUUUCCCUACACAUGUUAAUACAAAACCGCAGCGAAGAACAGAAUCAAAUUGAUAAAUCUAUGACUAGUUUCUUACGUUUAAAAUAUCAAUUAUUCAAAUUAUGUUUUGUUACUGUCAAAAAUAUUAUGGUGCCAAAUGCUGGUAACGAAGGAUUUAUCAGACAAUUCAUUGUCGACACCAUAAAACUCGGUAGUGAAAAGAAUAUCGUUUGUACACAACAACAAAUUGAAGUAAUUUUGACAGAAUUGCUUGCGUGGACAGUGGAGAAAAAGAAUGCUCUUAACAAUACAAACCUCACCAUGGAAGAAGUUCUUGAAAACCACAAAAUAGAAUCAAUUAAAUUAACGUGUAAUAACAACAUAUUACAGAAAACCAAUAUUGAGAAACCUUCGCAACUCCCAAAUAUCAACUCGUAUCCUGAAAUCAGUGCUGUACUGGAUGAUACAACAAAAAAUACCAUCAACACUAUAUCAAAAUGGAGAGUUAAUUCAAAUAUGCCACCACCAUACACAACAUUUAUCACUGCGCCGUCUACAAAUAGUAUGCCAUCGGUAGAUACAAAUAGUGACUCCUUAAUACAAACAAAUUAUUGUGUAAAGCCUAACAAUAUACCUACGUAUCCCGCUAACAGUGGUCCUGUGACAGCUUUAAAUAAUAUUUCUGCAAUAUCUGCGUUUCAUGGCCCACUAAUACCACCAAACCAUGGUCAUGUAGAACUUGAAAUUAAUACUAAUCUAGCACCUGGAAACAAUAGUCUUGCAACAUCUUCAAACAGUAGUACCAAAAAACCAGCGAACGAUUAUGCUGCUUGUAAAGUCGUUGUAAAUAAUGAUUUACCAAAAACAAAUACUGACAUGGGAUUAAAAAAUCUGGACGUGAAUUUAAUUUCUUUAUCAAAAAAACCGACGAGUGAUGUAAUAUUUUCAUCUGGACCUCCAGGACAGCAAGUGAGCAUAACAAUCGAUCAUUCAGUGUUAAGACAACAACUACAGCAAACAAACGUCAAUUUUACGCCAUAUCAUACGGCAAAGUCCACUAUAAUUCAAAAACCAUCAAAUUUUCUUCAGCAAUUAGAGACUUAUGUGCAGUCGUCUUCACAAAAUUGGCAUCAAGUGCAAUUGCCAAAGCAGCAAUUGUCACAGCAACAAUUGCCUCAACAAAAAUUGCCACAACAUCAAUUGCCUCAACAACAAUCGCCUCGACAAAAAUUGCCACAACAGCAAUCACCUCAACAGCAAUUGCCUCAGCAGCAAUUGGCUCAACAGCAAUUUCUCCAGCGGCAAUUGCCUCAACAACAAUUUAUUCAGCAGCAAGUGCCUCCACAACAUUUACCGCUUCAGCCAAUGGCUCAACAGCAUUUGCUUCGUAAUCAUACAACAAACCAAGGAAACCAAGUUCCUCAUAGCAAUGAUCCAAAAACAGUUUUUUUUACCCAAUUGCAACAAGCUCACUCUGACUAUCCUCAAAACGCACUACUUCAAAAUAAAAGACCACCACCAUCAUAUCGGCAACAUCAGUCUCACAUGGUACCUACUUCUACUCAUCAACAUCCAAAUAUUUUUCCACAUCCUUUACACCCAUAUAGAACCCUCGAACAGAAUGAACCAAGGGCUCAGCCAGAAAUUAUAAGAUCAUCAUCAAACGACAGCGGAUUUACGAGUCCACUAAACUUUAAUAGUCCAGCUCCUACAAGUAUACAGGGUGAUCUACAAGACGAUAGCGGACCAUUAAUAACUCAUGUUACCUCAUACAACCCGGAGGCAAUUUCUAUAUCUCAAGGCGUCUGUCAUGUGUGUGGAAAAUAUACUAAGCUGAAGUGCAGGGGUUGCUUCCAGCGUUAUUACUGCACAUCUGCUUGUCAGCACAUCGAUUGGUUCCUCCAUCAAGAAGAUUGCAAGAAAUGACGAAGAUGAAAUAAAUUAGCAUUGUAAUAUUUGAAGAAAACUUCGGAAACGAAGGGAGAACCAUAAAGUAUGCAACGCCCGUUUAGUGUGUCUACUUGAAUUUACUCACUAAUUAUCAUUAGUAAUCAUUACGAUACCAAAUAAUUCCAAAUAUAUCCAAAAAAACUAAUGGACGCUUUGAACUUUGGGCCGGUCUUAUCGUACGUGACACGACUUAGACUUGAAUUUAAAUUUUAACUAAGUUUAACGUGCGCUUGAUCCUGUACCUACAGUACCGGCACGCUAUAACGGCCGUUUUGACAGAUUACAAUAGUGAGUCAAAUCGCAAUUCAUUUUCGAAAAAAAUAUAAUCAAAUGCGAGUCGCAUCUAUAAGAUUUUAUAUUUGUAACUAGUAUUGCAAGGGGUAGCUGAUUAAAACAGUUUUAAUAAAACGAAAAUAAAAAUGCUUACUUACUUCUAAGGCUUACUUUAUAUAUCGUCAAUUCGAAACUGCUUUGUGUUGCAUUGAGCUUUGACGCGAGUUUGCCGGAGGUAAAAGUUGUGUUAGUCAGCGAUCCCGUAAGUGACUAUAGAUUUAAUUUUUUUAAAUUUCGUAUUUCGAAAAACAAAUGCCGAGUGUGUCAUAAAAUUAUACAUUCCAUAAAUUUUACUGCACGUCACUAUUGACAACAAUGUACAGCAAUUAGCUCCUUCAACAUAGUUAUGAAUUAUAUAAUACGAAACUUGUUAAGU